Symbiodinium natans is the source of this 624-nucleotide messenger RNA. The record is from the annotation of a GenBank genome assembly. NCBI's taxonomy places the organism in Eukaryota, Dinophyceae, Suessiales, Symbiodiniaceae.
AUGGCUCCGGGGAGGCAAUGUCGUCUUGGCCCGGUCGCGUUUUCGAUCCUGGCACUUUGUGGGAGGGGCUUUGUAGCCUUUGUGGGCAUGCCGCUCACAACUCGAAACAGCCUCCUGCUGCGUUCUGCCGUGACAACGGACACUGCUACGACAGCUUUCGGCGAGCUCUUCCAAGAUGACAGCCGACCAAUUGUGCUUUAUGACGGCGUGUGCAACAUGUGCAACAGCGCCGUGGAUGUGGCUUUACAGAAGGAUCCAGAUGGGCGCCGGCUGCGCUUCUCUGCAUUGCAGUCAGAAGUAGGGCAGCAGAUGCUGGUCUUUUGCGGUCGGCGUGCUGAGGAUCUUAGCUCCAUGAUGGUUGUGAAACCCGAUGGCGAAUGCCUCUCUCAGUCGGAUGCUGUUGUCUUUGUAGGACAGCAGUUGGAAGGCAGCAGCGUGCUGCAAGGCUUGAGCAAGGCGGCGCAGGCACUGGUGCCGAAGCCACUGCGAGAUGGUGCAUACAAUGUGGUUGCAAAGAACCGCUAUCGAGUCCUCGGCCGCCGAAAAGAGCUUAGGCUGGGCCAGGACGGAAUGGAAGACCGAUUUGUGAACAAAGAGUCGAAGCCUGCUGCUACGGGCGUCUGA